UACUCAACCCCGUCCCCAGUGGAAAACACCCCCCAGAAUAAUGAGUGCAAAAUGGUGGAUCUGAGGGGGGCCAAAGUGGCUUCCUUCACGGUGGAGGGCUGCGAGCUGAUCUGCCUGCCCCAGGCUUUCGACCUGUUCCUGAAGCACUUGGUGGGGGGCUUGCACACGGUCUACACCAAGCUGAAGCGGUUGGAGAUCACGCCGGUGGUGUGCAAUGUGGAACAGGUUCGUAUCCUGAGAGGACUGGGAGCCAUCCAGCCGGGAGUGAACCGCUGCAAACUCAUCUCCAGGAAGGACUUCGAGACCCUCUACAAUGACUGCACCAACGCAAGUUCUAGACCUGGAAGGCCUCCUAAGAGGACUCAAAGUGUCACCUCCCCAGAGAACUCUCAUAUCAUGCCACAUUCUGUCCCUGGCCUCAUGUCUCCUGGAAUAAUUCCACCAACAGGUCUUACAGCAGCAGCUGCAGCAGCUGCUGCUGCUACCAAUGCCGCUAUCGCCGAAGCAAUGAAGGUGAAAAAAAUUAAAUUAGAAGCUAUGAGUAACUAUCAUGCCAGUAAUAACCAGCAUGGAGCUGAUUCCGAAAAUGGGGACAUGAAUUCAAGUGUUGGCAGCAGUGAUGGUUCUUGGGAUAAGGAAACACUGCACUCUUACCCAUCUCAGGGAUCUCAGGCCACUGUUUCCCACCCCCGCAUGCCUGCAGCGCAUAGCCUUCCAGUUAGUCAUCCUCUCAACCACCUUCGGCACAGCCACCUGCUGCCAAAUGGACUGGAACUUCCUUUUAUGAUGAUGCCCCACCCUCUAAUUCCUGUCAGCCUACCUCCAGCAUCUGUCACCAUGGCAAUGAGCCAGAUGAACCACCUCAGCACCAUUGCAAAUAUGGCGGCAGCAGCACAAGUUCAGACUCCUCCAUCCAGAGUUGAGACAUCUGUCAUUAAGGAGCGCGUUCCUGAUAGCCCUUCGCCAGCCCCCUCUCUGGAGGAGGGUCGCCGGCCUGGCAGCCACCCGUCCUCACACCGCAGCAGCAGCGUGUCCAGCUCCCCAGCGCGGACCGAGAGCUCUUCUGACAGAAUCCCUGUCCAUCAGAAUGGGUUGUCCAUGAACCAGAUGCUGAUGGGUUUAUCACCAAAUGUACUCCCUGGACCAAAGGAGGGAGAUUUGGCCGGUCAUGACAUGACACAUGAGUCAAAGAGGAUGCAUAUUGAAAAAGAUGAGACCCCGCUUUCUACACCAACUGCAAGAGACGGCCUUGACAAACUUUCUCUAACUGGGCAUGGACAACCACUGCCUCCAGGUUUUCCAUCUCCUUUUCUGUUUCCUGAUGGAUUGUCUUCCAUAGAGACCCUCCUGACUAAUAUACAGGGGCUUUUGAAAGUUGCCAUAGAUAAUGCCAGAGCUCAAGAAAAACAGGUCCAACUGGAGAAAACAGAGCUAAAGAUGGAUUUUUUAAGGGAAAGAGAACUAAGGGAAACUCUUGAGAAGCAGCUGGCUAUGGAACAAAAGAACAGAGCCAUAGUUCAAAAGAGGCUAAAAAAGGAGAAGAAGGCAAAAAGAAAAUUGCAAGAAGCACUGGAAUUUGAGACAAAACGGCGUGAGCAAGCAGAGCAGACACUAAAGCAGGCAGCUUCAACAGAUAGUCUUAGAGUCUUAAAUGACUCUCUGACCCCAGAGAUAGAAGCUGACCGCAGUGGCGGCAGAACAGAUGCUGAAAGGACAAUACAAGAUGGAAGACUGUAUUUGAAAACUACUGUCAUGUACUGAAUCUUUCCUGUUGAAGAAAUCUCAUGUCAUAGUAAAGAACUUGCAGCCUGGCAUUCGCCAUGGGAAAGUUUGGAAAAAAAA
Messenger RNA from Fukomys damarensis (Damara mole-rat), 1842 nucleotides. It is a transcript of the gene Dach1, whose product is annotated as dachshund family transcription factor 1. The coding region runs from base 52 to 1761 and encodes 569 amino acids. Lineage: Eukaryota; Metazoa; Chordata; Mammalia; Rodentia; Bathyergidae. The record is from RefSeq and is a predicted model, not a curated record. The transcript has 12 exons.